Bolinopsis microptera is the source of this 1509-nucleotide messenger RNA. RefSeq names its product dynein axonemal assembly factor 10-like. The record is from RefSeq and is a predicted model, not a curated record. Gene Ontology annotation, molecular function: ubiquitin binding. NCBI's taxonomy places the organism in Eukaryota, Metazoa, Ctenophora, Tentaculata, Lobata, Bolinopsidae. The coding region runs from base 14 to 1093 and encodes 359 amino acids. The transcript has 10 exons.
UUAUUUUAGUAGGAUGAUGGCAAGUGGUCUAGAAAAUCCUCAAAUCAUUGCUCAUCUUGAGAAAAGCCUUGAUUAUACUAUCUUUGACGUCAGAUGGAUACCUUGUAGUGCCAGGUUUGUCGUUGUUGGAAGUCAUGCACGUGGCACAGGAGCAAUGCAAGUUUUCGAGAUGGGACAAAAAGAACUUAUCUGCUCUAAGAAGUACGAGAAGAAGGACGAGAUAAAAUGUUGUACAUUCGGAGCAACAGCUCUGCAAGACAGGCACCUGGCUACUGGAAACUUUAAGGGCAAGAUGGAAACAUGGGACUUGGAGAAGGGAGACCUACCAGUUUACUCAGUAAAGGCUCACUCGGAGAUAAUCAACUGUAUUGACGGUGUUGGAGGUUUAGGUAUUGGACUUGGUGCUCCCGAGAUUGUUACUGGGUCACGCGAUGGGACAGUCAAAGUGUGGGAUGUCAGGCAAGAUAACGACCCUGUUGCGAUGAUGCAACCUAAAGAGUCUGAAGCCAAGAGGGACUGCUGGGCUGUUGCUUUUGGUAACUCGUACACUGAAGCGGAGAGAGUGGUGGCUGCUGGAUACGAUAACGGAGACAUCAAACUGUUUGAUUUGAGGAACAUGGCUGUUAGAUGGGAAACUAACAUAAAAAACGGGGUUUGUGGAUUGCAGUUCGAUCGUAAAGAUAUCCUCAUGAAUAAACUUGUGGCUACAACUUUGGAAGGGAAAUUCCACACUUUCGACGUGCGGGUUGAUCAUCCGAAACGCAGUUAUCCUUCAGUAAUAGAAAAGGCACACAAAUCUACGAUAUGGGGAGUCAGACACUUGCCUCAAAACAGAGACGUUUACAUGACCCUCGGUGGAAAUGGAUCUCUGUGCCUAUGGAAAUACAAUUACCCUAAAGAGAGAACUAAACAAGAUGGUGAUGGUGUAGAAUACGGAGUGGCUGGUACUGUGGAACAGAUACAGAAUGUUAUCCUUGGAACACAGCCCUUGUCUGGAUUUGAUUGGAGCCCUGAUAAGGAGGGAUUGUGUGUUUGCUCUGGAUUUGAUCAAACUGUCAGAGUUUGCAUCGUGACUCGACUCAAAUCUCUCUGAAGCUAUGGAAACGAGCUGCUUACUUGAUAGUCAAACAAAUACGGAGACUUCCUUUCUGAUCGCCAUUCACAAUGUCAAGUGAUUCCUUGGUUUGAUUGAACUUUGGACUGAUAUUUUGCUGCAGGUUAACAGCAAUGAAUGUGAAAUUCUCAGAUCUUACUCGAGAAUGUAAACUUUUUUUAAAGUCUCGGGAUCUUACUUAGGAAUUUAAACAUAGUCGUUCUUUAGGGAAAUUUUGAAGAUUUUUAUUGAUAUGUACCUUGUUACAUGCUUGAGAUGCAAUGGCUGGGCCAGAAAACUUGUAAGGUUCAAUUUUUAACGCGUAUUCAAUCUUUGUCAGAAACGUAAGAUCUUGACUGUAUUAUAUUUUGUUCCAUAACUUAAUUUAUUUAUAUGAUUUACUUUCUAAACAGAAA